AAAUUUAAAAAACCCACAAAAUCCUGAGACUAUAAAUAGAAUUUUCAUUUCAUUUUCGUGCAAAAUAUUUUCGUCAGAGUUCAGACACAAACUUCACUUCCUCUUUGCCUUUAACAAUGGCUUCCAUCGACAAAGCGCUCGAAGAGGAAAUUCUAGAAAUUGGGAACAAGCUCCUCGACCCUCCUUCUUCUGUCGAUAACCUUCUUCAUCUUCUGCGUCAAGUUAGAAGGUGCCUAUCAAGGGUUGGACAGUUGCCUACUGGUUCUCUGCACAAUGCACUCUCUCCAUCUUUGAAAGCAUUAAUCGCUGAUAAACUUAUAAAGCAUUCAGAUGGUGAUGUCAAAGUUGCACUUGCUUACUGCCUAAUUUAUUUAACAAGAAUCACUGCACCGGAUGCUCCUUAUAAUGAGCACCAAAUGGAGGAGGUCCUUACAUUAAUUGUAUCUUCAUUUGAAAACCUACAUGAUAAGUCAAGCCCAUGGUACAAAGUGAGGAUUUCGAUCCUUAAAAUAUUUGCAGAAGUCAAGUUAUGUUUGGAAAUGCUGAAUCUUGAAUGCGAUGCCCUCAUUUUGGAGAUGUUUCAGAAUUUCUUAAAGACAAUAAGGGAACAUCAUCCAGAAAAUGUUUUCUCUUCCAUGAAAACCAUAAUGGUCCUUGUUCUUGAGGAAAGCGACGAUAUAUCUCUUGACUUGCUCUCUCCAAUCUUGGAUUGUCUAAAAAAAGAGAACGAGGUGGUUUUGCCAAUUGCUCGAAAGUUGGGGGAAAGUGUUCUUGAAAGUUGUGCAACAAAGGUUAAACCUUAUUUAAAGAAAGCCGUGAAAAAGUUAGGUAUUUCUUUGGAUGAUUACAGUGAUGCACUUGCCUCAGUAUGCACGGUAUUACUAGAAGCUUCUGAGAGUGAGACUGUGAGAUCAUCAGAGAAGAGAAGCUCAUCUUCCAAGGGCUCUGGAUCUUCUAAGAAGAAGACUCAUCCAAGUUCUGGCUCUAAGAUCAAAGGAGCCUCUGAAUCAUCAUUUGGUUCUGAUUCUCCUAAUAUCAAAAAGAGAAAGGUAAGGAAGGUUGGUCUCACUGCUGCUAAGGGAAUCUCUGCAAAACAACUGCCAAUCAUUUCUGAAGAGAUUGGUGAAGUUCCUUUGAUCAAGAGGACGAGGACCUCAGAGACUACAGCAUCUAAGGUACCACCUAGUUCAAGCACUAGAGCUGCUUCUGAGGUAUCUGCUGCUGUUGCUACUGAGGCUCCUCAAACUGAAGGUAAUUCCGAGACUUUGCCUAAUGUUAUUAUUGCUGAAAUUGCUCAAUCUCAACCUUCAACCCCACCAGCUCAAACAAUAUUAACUCAAUCACCACCUUCAUCUCAAAGGAUCACCAAUGACAAACCUGAACUACUUAGGGAUGUUAUUUAUACCUUAUCUGUCCUUUCUUCUGAUAAACCUCAACCUCCACCUAAAGUCACACCUUCUACCUCCGAAACCUCUCUCCAACCUUACAAAUUUAUUCACCCUCUUGUGCUUAACCCCUUAGUCUCUAAACCAAACCUUGAGCUACUUAGGGAUGUUAUUUAUAAUGAUGUUAGAAGGGUUUACCAGAUGAGGGAUGAAUUUGUGAUGCCACAAGAGUUAAUUCAAGAGGCUGAUGCUUUGAAGGAGAAGUUUUGUGCUGCAAUUGAUGAGUUGAAGGAGCUAAGUUUGAAGGAACUGGGGGAAAGUCUAACUGAGCUUACUGAUAGGAUGGUUAGAGCAAUAGAACAUGCUGAUGUCAAGAUGCUAACCAACUACCAUCACUGGCCUCAGAAUGGGAUUCAAGAACAUGCUGAGGAAUUUAUGGAGGAGGAGAUUGUGGCUGAGGAGAUUAUUUCUGAAGAAAUUGUGCAUACAAGCCCUGAGAAGGCAGUGUCUGAAAGCUGUAAAGAGAAAGAAGUAAUGGAUCGGGCUCAAGAGUUUCCUAAGGAAUCAAUGCCAUCAGAACCUAUGAUUGGAACAGAAGUUCUGAAACUUCAAGAGGAUCUAGCCUCUCAGAAGGUUAAGCAAGAGACUCUGGAAGCUCAGAUCACUUCUUUGGCAGAGAAUCAGAACGAGAUGAAAGAGGAUCAGAAGGAAUUGAAAGCUGAAGUGUCAUCUAUUUCUGUCAAGCAAGAAACAAUGGAAGAAAAGAUGGACUCAAUGAUCUCUAAACUCGAUGCUAUCCUUCUCCUUCUCCAACAACAAAGACCACACAACCCUUAGGAUUUUCUUAUGUUUUUGCACAAUUUAUGCUUUUGAUUUAUGAACACUUGUCACAAUUAUUAUUUUAUCAAUGAAGUGUUAUUUUCAGUA
Molecule: messenger RNA, 2312 nt
Organism: Trifolium pratense (red clover)
Lineage: Eukaryota; Viridiplantae; Streptophyta; Magnoliopsida; Fabales; Fabaceae
Product: sister chromatid cohesion protein PDS5 homolog C-like
Exons: 5
Coding region: 117-2222 (701 amino acids)
Biological process (GO): DNA repair; mitotic sister chromatid cohesion
Cellular component (GO): nucleus; chromatin
Source: RefSeq, a predicted model, not a curated record